AAAUUAAUUGAUGAAAGAAUUGCUCCAAUUAAAAUGGAACUAAAAAAUCCUGUAUGGCUUUCCAAUUUCAGGAUUAAUCAAAGGAUUGUAAAUAGAUAUCGAACAGGUCGCGCAUUUGUAGCUGGAGAUGCUGCUCACUGUCAUUCGCCAUUUGGAGGUCAAGACAUGAAUUUAGGAAUUCAGGACGCUCAUAACUUAGCAUUCAAAUUGGUUCUAGCUAUUCGGAACCAGGCAGUUGACGUUAAUAAAAUUUUUGAUAGUUAUGAACAAGAACGAUAUCCCGUCGGUAAAAAUGUUGUUUCAGGUACUGGUUUUGUUACGAAAAUGUUGGGUGGCAGUGAUAUUAUUAGUACAUUCCUCCGAACACGUGUAGUUCCUUUAAUGUUUAAUUUCUUUCCUCAAUUUACAAUUUAUAUUUUUAUAGUUUUCACAUUUUUAGUCUAUACCUCAGAAAUAUAA
Dentiscutata heterogama is the source of this 459-nucleotide messenger RNA. The record is from the annotation of a GenBank genome assembly. NCBI's taxonomy places the organism in Eukaryota, Fungi, Glomeromycota, Glomeromycetes, Diversisporales, Gigasporaceae.